AUGGCAGCCCUCAACCUACGCCGCCGGCACGAUAGUGGCAGCAUCCCCCUGCCGCUCCUCCUCACCGGCCGGAUUUCACGCAUCCCCUUAUUCCGAUCCCCUUCUUCCGUUUCAGAUGAAGAGAAGACCAUUGGAGAUACUUCCUCAGCUGCCCCUCCUAUCUCCCUCGAUGAUGAAUUUCCGAAGGCCACCGCCAUGGGACCUUAUGCAAGUGCAGGCUGGUCGGACCUCCCCAUAGAUCUCCUCAUCCGGAUACUGCAUCUCCUUGAGCUCCCCGAGGCCCUCGCCUUCCAUGCUGUCUGCCCAUCAUGGCGUUCUGCAUCUGUGGCUGCAGGUGGUGUCCCACCUCGCCGCACACCGUGGCUUGUGUCCUUGGCGGAGGAGCCUCUUCCGGCAGGGGAUCAACAGCGGCCUGUGCGUCGUGGAUUAUGGGAUCCUACUGCCACUUCUGAGCUCCGCAACCUCGUGGAUGCUGAGAAAACUUUCCAGGUCAGCUUUCCCUGGGGCCAGGCCGUGGCCUGCUGCGGCGCCUCCCAUGGCUGGUUAAUCAUGGCAAACGAGCUCUCGGAUCUCGUCCUCUAUAACCCUUUCACCACGGCGUCGCUCUCGCUCCCGCCAAUCACCGGUUUUGCAUCGUGCAUCGAGGGGGUUUACGGAGAUGAAGGGAACGUCGUGGGCGAUCGUUACAGUUGUUACGAGAGUGACAGUGUCUAUGAUGUGCGGUCUCUUGGUGGGUUCUUCUAUGACAAGGUUGUGUUGUCCGGUUCUCCAUCUGCUGGUCCCGCAAUUGCUUUGUCCAUGCACAUGGACGGUAAGCGACUCUCUUUUGCGAGGGUCGGAGAUAGUUCUUGGCGACAAGUUUCAGUGAUAAGGAGAAGCCUGGAUAGCUAUGCCGAUUGCGUCUACCACCGCGGCAGGUUCUACGUGGUGACAAUGGAAGGUAAAUUGAAGUCUUGGGGCCUCAGUGGACCGGAGGACAGACCGCGAAAGAAAACGAUCAUUGCCGAGGGAGAUGAUUACUUUUUUGAACUUAUCACGAGAUACCUAGUUUCAACUCCCUGGGGACAUCUUCUGCAGAUUCGUGUCGUCCUCGACAAGUAUCAGGAGCACUACGUCAGGGUUGAUGUAGACAGAUUGGAUCUCAAGAGCAGCCAAAUGGUGGGAGUAAGCCCUGCGAAGGCUCUAAGGGGACACGCGGCGUUCCUUGGUCAGAAUAGCCGGGGUAUAUUGUCCGUGGAUAAAUUCCCCGAGGUAAGGCCAGAUUGUAUCUACUUCACGACUCCCCGUCUCAGGGGGGACGUCGAGCAUCGCCAUAACCAAUGGAGCGGUGUGAAGGUCUAUGAUUUGAGAAGUCGGAAGCUGGAGGAUGCUUUUCUGUCGGGUGGUGGUCAUUAUGGAACAAUCUGUCCAUCGGAGGUCUGGUUCACGCCGAGCCUGUGA
Molecule: messenger RNA, 1440 nt
Organism: Triticum turgidum subsp. durum (durum wheat)
Lineage: Eukaryota; Viridiplantae; Streptophyta; Magnoliopsida; Poales; Poaceae
Source: the annotation of a GenBank genome assembly